Messenger RNA from Salvia hispanica, 720 nucleotides. Its product is annotated as polyubiquitin-like. Gene Ontology annotation, cellular component: nucleoplasm; cytosol. The record is from RefSeq and is a predicted model, not a curated record. Lineage: Eukaryota; Viridiplantae; Streptophyta; Magnoliopsida; Lamiales; Lamiaceae. Gene Ontology annotation, molecular function: polyubiquitin modification-dependent protein binding; proteasome binding; ubiquitin binding. Gene Ontology annotation, biological process: proteasome-mediated ubiquitin-dependent protein catabolic process.
AUGGAUCUCAUCUUCUACCGAAGCAACGGCGCCAACCCCUUCAGCCUCGAGGUCGGCUACUUCGACACCGUCCUCGAAAUCAAGGAGAAGAUCCAGAAGGAGCACGGCUUCCCCGCCCCCCUCCAAACCCUCGUCUUCAACGGCGCCAUCCUCCGCGACGACCUCAACGUCCACCACUCCGACAUCCUCGACCGCUCCCGCAUCCACCUCCUCCUCCCCCCCGACCACCCCCCCUCCAAGCUCCGCCUCCUGUUGAAGCUCCCCUCCUCCCCCAAGCUCGUCGCCCUCGACGCCGACGCCAAGGACACCGUCCGCCGCCUCAAGGAAAAAAUCACCGAGCUCGAGCUGUUGAAUGCUCCCGUCUCCCGGAUUGUGGUCGGGAACGAGCUUCCCGACCACAAGACGCUCGGGGAGUGCGACCUCGGGAAUAAUUCCGAGGUCGCCGUGGGGCUCCGCCCGGGGAUGGGCCCGGGCGGAGCGGGCGGGUUGUUGAGGGUGGUGGCGCAGUAUGGGGCGGAGAAGGUGGGAGUGGAGGUGGGGCCGGGGGAGAAUGUGGGGGAGCUGAGGAAGAAGCUGCAGAAGAUGAAUCUGCCCAAGGAAGGGUAUUUCUUCAUUUUUAAGCAGAAUGUGAUGGAUGAUGACAGGUCUUUCCGGUGGCAUCAUGUGGGCCCGGGGGAUACCAUUGAGAUUUUCAGCGGCAGUGUUUCCGGUGGUUCAUGA